Rotaria sp. Silwood1 is the source of this 1398-nucleotide messenger RNA. NCBI's taxonomy places the organism in Eukaryota, Metazoa, Rotifera, Eurotatoria, Philodinida, Philodinidae. The record is from the annotation of a GenBank genome assembly.
AUGUGUCUUGAUUUGAUAUUUUGGUUUGUUCGUAUAUUAAAUUUAUUUGCUGCUUUUCAAAAAUUAGGACCAAAAUUAAUUAUGAUUUUCAAUACGAUGAAGGAUCUAUUCUUUUUUGUUUGUUUUAUUCUUAUAUUUUUAUUAGCAUUUUCAAUAGCAUCGUGGUCAUUGAUUACUACACAUGAUCAAGUUGAUUGGUAUUAUAAUAGUAAUGGAUCCUUGUUUAAUGUGACAGUAUCAGGUCAAGGGAGUAAUUUAUGGACAUGGUACAUAAUACGUCAUGUGAUAAAUUAUGGUGUUUGGAAAAUUUUUGGACAAGUCGAGUCAUUCAGUCAAGAUCGCAUAGAUGCAUAUUCUAAUGUAGCUUUUAUAUUGGAUAUACUAUUCGUUGCUAUUGCUAAUGUACUUCUUCUUAGUGUACUUGUGGCUUUAUUCAAUGUGACAAUACAAUAUGUUGAAGAGCAAUCUAAUCAAAUAUGGGGUUAUCAACGUUAUUUACUUGUUACCGAAUAUAGUGUUAAAUCUCCAUUACCACCACCAUUUCAUACUGUUCCUAAUCUAUAUCAUAUUGUUCGAUCCGUUUUACCACCCGAUGAAGAUGCUCAACCAUUCAAAAAUAAUUCUAUUUAUACAAAUGCAAUUGCUUCACUUUCUAUUCAAUUGGCUCAUAAUGUUAGUUGCAUUACUAAUAAAACGAUACCUUCGAAAUGGUUGGAUAUUGCGUAUAAUCUAUAUUUUCCUUUCGAUAAUUCAACUAAAACUUAUCUCGAAUAUGAAGAUUUUGAUUUAAAGCAUACUACUAUUAAACAAGCCGAUGUUGUUCUUUUUGGACUUCCAUUGAUGUGGCCAAUGAAUGAUGAAGUAAGACAAAAUGAUUUAUUAGCUUAUGAACCUUUAACACAUGCUGAUGGAGCAGCUAUGACUUGGUCAAUUUAUUCAAUUGGAUUUACUGAAUUAGGUGAUCUCGAUAAAGCUGAUCAACUUUUUCGACGUUCGUACGAAAGUUAUGCACGACCUCCAUUUAAUACUGAAACUCAAUCAGGUGUUGGUGCAGUUAAUUUUAUAACUGGUGUUGGAGAUUUUUUACAAGCUGUUCUUUUCGGUUAUGGUGGCAUUCGCCUAAAAUUAAGUGAACUUGAAUUUAAGCCUCAUGGUCAUCUACCAGGUCAAGCAACUAAAUUGAUCUUUCAUGGUAUUAAAUAUCAGGGAUUUGUUCUUGAUUUGACUAUUGAUAAUAAGAUCUAUGAAAUUUUUGUCAGUUCUCAGAAUAAUAAUAAUUCCAUUUCUCUUAUAUAUGAACAUGAAGAUCAUCAUGGCUUGCUCGAAGUAAAUGACCGUCUCUCAUUUUCUAUAGACACACAUCUUAUUAUUCGUCAAUCAGUCGCUCUUUGUCCUUGA